AUGUCGUACGUGAGAUUUAUACGCGUCUUUCGCGCAAAUUUGGCUGAAUAUGGCUCGCUAAUUGUCUCUCUGUUGAAUCUCGGUGGUGGUUGGAAUGCCAGCCCAUGGAAUGAUAACCACAGCUGGCAGAGCUGGCGGGAACAGUACAAGCAAAACGAUAAAUACUACAUCAACGCCAUAAACAAGGAGCUCAACAAACGCAAGGUCUCCGAGAAUACAACAUUUGAGCUAUCGUCCGGCUCAGAGGACGACGGUGAACGCAGACCCAAGGCACGGCAACCUGCGGCUAAGAAUAAGCAACAGCGUCCUUACCAGAGAGCCACGCGGCUUAUCUUGUCUGAAAAUUCAGAUGAUGGCGAAGAAGAACAAUCCCACAAGUCCAGACAGGUGACGCCGCCAGAUCCAAGCAACGCUUCAAAAAUUCGUCUCCUCGCAAAGUACUACGCAGAGCAAAGCAUUGCAGAAAGUAUCAGGUCCAGAGCCGACACGAUUCAAGAUCUGACCCAUUACGAGGAUUGCCAACCUUGGGCAAAGGAGCUGCGCCCUAUACAAUGGAAGGAGUUUUAUAUUGCCAACAAGAAGGCAAUUGACGAGCAAGUCGCGGCCCUGGAACAACUCGGGAACAAGAACCAUGUUCAGAAGCGAACUCUCAAGCGACAAGCUCCCUCGGAUGAGGAAGCGACAUCGUAUAUCGCCAGUAAAAAGGUCGAGAAUACACGACCGAGAAGGAGCCUAAAGAGGCGGCGCGUGGAGGUUCCAGUCGAGGACGGCCCGGAUGAGAAUGACUAUGGAAACGUGGAUCACGAUGUUCCGGACAAGCCCCCUUCGAUAGAAGUUGAGCGCGGUCCUCCCACGUCGGAAGCACCCAGCAGUACGACCGCGACGCCUCCCAGGAAAGCGGCUAAGCGCUCGAGAGCAGUCUAUGCUACUCCGGCAUCCGUGAUUGACGAUGACGGAGAUGAAGAGGAUGACAUACCAUCCAACCUCGAACUACCUAUGGCCAACUUCGAUCGCUACGGGGUUCCCGGCUCCCCAAGUGGAACACUUAUUCCUGGAUCACAGUUCCAGCUCACUCCGGCCUCGAGACCUGUCACUCCUAUGAUUUCUCAAGUCAAUGCCUCUUCUCGAGCCAAUAGCAGAGGUCCCGCCAUCCACAGCUUCCCUCGAUCCUAUCCGUCAUCAAGGCCGCCCCUACUUGGUCGAGAUGGCACCCCUCGAAUAACCGAAGUGUCAUACGAGGGCUCCCAAGCAACCGCGACCCCAGUCGUCCCGGAUCCCAAUGCUGGUGUCCCCGAAACGCCUUUGCCUCUUCCUCAGAGCGAAAGCUUGACAGCAAAAAUGAAAGGGAUCGUUGGAAAGAUAUUUCCAACUACGCUGCCGUCUUUGACUCCGUUGCUACGCGAGAAGCGGGCUACUGCGAGCAGUACGCAAACUGCGCCUGAAGAGUCUACCCCACCACAGGGGCGUGUCCAGCCCGAAAAAGGACAAGAUUCGGUGCAUCGGACGGCAAACAUUCGGGGGGUUGAGGCUCAGCGAAAUAAGAGCGUCGUUGAAGAGGAAGAGGUGGACGAGCUGAUUGACGAUGAUCUAGAGAAUGAACUUCCUCCGCCUCACCCUCGCCUCAUCCCAUCGCGCAACCUCGGGAGACGUCCGUCAGAGUCACCAAUGUUCGUAUCAGCAGACUCUACACCAUCUGAAGCUCCCACACGUGCGAAUAUGGCUGCAGCCUCUCGGCACUAUCCACUACACGAGACCACGACAGCGAUAGGACUCGUCCGUCAUAGAAGAUGCAGGCCAAGUCAAGGCAGAUUCAUGGAAGAUUCCGAGAGUGAGGAUGAUGCGGGAAUCUCACAGGCGCAGGAUGUUCAUUUCGCGCCAUUUGAGGAUGAAGACAAGGAAAAUUGGCCUCAAGAGCCCAGCGUUGACCCCACCGGAAGGCGCGCCGCUCCUCGUCUUUCAAACGUGAGCGUACGCUACGAGGAUCUUGGCGCCUCGUUCAAUCAGGAUACGCCAGAGAUGCCCUCGCCAAAGAAGAGCUUGACCCUGAUCGGGGUUACUCCUCCCGAGCCUCACAUUACGGCGACCUCUGUUCGAACAGACAUUCGCGCUACUGAAGGUGCUACUCGCAGAAUUCCUGGAGGAUAUUAUACCGAGAAACCCAUGUCGAAGUUGGCCACGAGAAGGGACGAAGGAUACUCGUUCCAGCCACGCAUCUCUCUCACAUCUCCCGACUUUGGAAAUGAUUCCGACCCAGACGCCAAUGACGAUCCAAGUCCUCUUUCUCUCAGGGCGCUUCGGCGGGACGGGGUCGCUGCAAAGACCAAAGUCCAUUUCGAAAGAAUGGCUACAAAUCGUGAUCGCAGGAAGACAACUGGUGGGAUUGGAAUACGAUUCGGCGAGACGAGCUCCAGUAUGCACCAAACAAACUUCGCCCCUCCACCAGCACUCAGGUCACCCGAAAAACCUCCCCUUGACUCAGAUCCCAUCCAAAUAGACUCCGAGGAAGAGGAUCCACCAGAGGACGACUCGCCGCUCGCUCGCUACUCACAGGCAUCUCGGAUGGCGACUUCAUCUCCUUUCAAGUCCCUGUCAAAAAAUGACCCCGUUCGACAACUGGUCGAAUUUCCUUUGGUGGACGCACGACCAGUUAUGGCCAAGCCUGGUCGGGGUACGGCGGCUGGUCGAUUGGGUGUGCAAAAUAUGACAGAAGCAAUGUGGAGUCCGGUGAAGUUCCCACCGAUGCGGGCCAGUUUUAUGCCACCACCCGCAGAAACGUCGAGAUCUGGUCGUGAACGUAGUCAUGGUCCCAUCGCGGGGCCAUCAAAUUCAGGUUCUACGCCGACGGGGAUGACCCUGGACUAUCGAGAUCAACGCAAAACCGCCAAGUGGCUUCAGUCAACACGUGGGCGACCUCUGAUAGUCUCCGAGCAGUCUACUGAGAAGAGACGACAUAGCCUACCGUUAGCCGCGCUUGGCGACGUUGUGUACUCGUCAGACAGCCCGCGUCGAGUGGCUUCUCAUUCGCGAAGUCGGUCUACUUCUCAUCGCUCAAAGAUAUCAAAGAGAAGCGAGAUAGAGGUGGACGAGGAGAAUGUUGACGACCUGAGCAAGGCAGACAGCAUGCGGGUUGUGAAGUACAUGCUCUCGUCUGGGCUGAUCGAACCGGAUACUCCACUCGAAGCGUCGGUGAUUUUUGAUGGUUUAGCCGCAUAUUUGAUCCAUCUGGCCCGCGACUUCAACUUUCAACCUCAAAUUGCCCGAGAAAUAUGGAAAGUCUGCUGGGAUUUGGAGGAGACGGAGCAACAUCUCGCGAGGAUGUUUGGUGCUGCAAGAGCAACGGGGGAACGGGGUUUGGAUACUGACCCCAGCGGCGUCGGCAACGAGGAAUUGUUGGAGUUGCAAGAGAGGCGGGAGAGGAGAGAACGCAUCGUCCGAGAGAGUCUGGGAGCGUCAAGAACGAGACGGGUUAGCGAUCGACUGGAGAAGAUUGAGUUGCGACCAGACAAUGACGAGGACUCGGAAGACGAUCCUGAUUCGGAGCAAAGUCAGCCGCCGCCCAGCGUUCCCUUUGAGGUGUUGCAUCCUCUAUUGGGGUGA
Serendipita indica DSM 11827 is the source of this 3597-nucleotide messenger RNA. The record is from the annotation of a GenBank genome assembly. Lineage: Eukaryota; Fungi; Basidiomycota; Agaricomycetes; Sebacinales; Serendipitaceae.